UCUUCCACGGUGCGGCCUGAAAUUGCGUCUCCCAUCUUCAACGAGCACGCGCAGAGCGGCGCAGCGCGGGGUCGGCAGGGCUCGGCGGCAGCGGGGGCCGGGCUUAGGGCCACCCGCGCCUUCCGAGGGGAGGGGAAGAAGAGCGACGGCGGGAGGGGAGGCGGCCGGACGGCUACCGCCAGCGGCCGCCGAUCCCCACCCCCCGUGUCCCUGGCCGCGCAGCCUGCGGUCAGCGGGCAGCAUGGCUGGCGAGCUGGAGGAUCUGAGCAGCCGGGAGGCGCAGAACGUCUGCGAGGCCCUGGGGCGCUACGAGGACACCCUCCGGGGCGCCGUGCGCGAGAUCCACGUGGACAUCCAGGUGUUCAAGCAGGGCGUGGGGCGGCAGGUGGAGGAGGUGCUGCGCCUCGCCAGCCCCCUGGCGCACACCGUGUCUGAGCUGCAGCAGGAGAACCGGCGCUUGCGGGCGCAGCUGGAGCGCCUGUCCCGGCAGGUGGAGGCCCUCGGCCGGUCGGCGGGGCUGCCGCAGGAGUGGGCGGACGAGGCGGCGCGGAGCCCCCAGGCCGCGGGAGCCGGCUCUCCGGGACAGGGUUCGGCCGGCGGCAGGUUCUCCAGCCAUGCCAAGCUGGCUGUCACCGGCCGGAGCCAAAGUGUAGAUCUGGAUGACCGCCACAAAUCUGAGUUUAGAAGAGUUUUUAGUUCUUCCAUCAUUGAAAAUGGUGAUCAGUCUUCAUCAGUAGGUCAGGCGAAAGUCUCCCAUGAACUGACCUGUUUUCACAUGUCAGAGACAUCCCCUGAAGCCCAUGCCCCUGCAGUCACCUUACAGAUGCCCCAUCUUCCCGUUACUGCAGUAACCAGAAUACCAGAGAAGUUUUCAGGAGAGACCACUUGUUCAACAGGAACAACUAAUGCGUCUGCUGGCCUGCAGGGACAGAGCAAGAGCAAAAAUGCGAUGGCAGCGAAAACGUCCAAUCAGUCAGUGAAGGCCUGGAAUUCAAGUACAGUGACAACAGUGGAUUCAUCUGCUACUGGAGAGAAUACUACUGUCACUAAAUCUGUCUCAACUGUGAGCUAUGGGACGAGUAGUGGAACCAAAACUGGUGAAAGUGCCACUGACAGUUACUGUGAUGUGAACCCCAGCUCUCACUCCUCUCCUCCCCCUGUACAGCGCCAAGUUGAAAGGAGGCGAGAACUGGUGCGGUCUCAGACGCUCCCACGGGCUAUAGGAACACAGGCCAGGAAAGCGCUUUUCGACAAAUCUGAAUAUGAGGCUGGAAAAGGAAAAGGUGAAUCCAGAGCUAAGCUGAAGAGGUCACAGAGUUUUGCCGUUGCCAGCGCUAGCAGCAUUAAACAAAUUCUGUUAGACUGGUGUCGUUCAAAAACCAUAGGAUACAAGCACAUUGAUCUCCAGAACUUCUCCUCAAGCUGGAAUGAUGGGAUGGCAUUUUGUGCUCUUGUGCAUUCUUUCUUUCCUGAGGCUUUUGAUUAUAAUAAGCUGGACCCAGCUAAUCGCAAGCAGAACUUUGAGCUGGCCUUCACCGUGGCUGAGAAAAUGGCUCACUGCGAUCGUCUGAUAGAAGUGGAUGACAUGAUGGUGAUGGGUCACAAGCCAGAUCCCAUGUGUGUCUUCACGUAUGUCCAGUCUCUAUACAAUCAUCUACGAUGCUUUGAAUAAACCCACUGACACCUCUCCAGCCUGAAGGGUCAAGUACACUGCUAACAGGAAGAGUGGCAUUUUGCAAAUGGAACACUGUUAUUUCUUGCUUUUUAUUGUCCCUUUGCUUACAUUCAGCUGUGUGGCUGACUGAAGUGUUGCUGAGCAAUGCCCCCAAAGUCUUGCAUCACAUCAGCAUGUCAGUAAUACAGAAAUACAUUUUAAAAAGGCAGAAAACAUAGGGAAGGGUAACUUUGGUGCUAGUAGAAGGUUGGAUUUUUAAUAUUCUUAAAUUUAAAGAUCACAGGAAGCUAAAUUGCUGCUCCUGUCUUUUAAGCUGGGGACACAGUCUUAUGCAGUGACAGAUAACUCUGCUACGAAGGUGUUCCCUCUUAAAAUGCAGGUAAAACUCCAGAAAAUAGCAUCUUCAAUUCCAUUUCUCUGUUAAGCAUGGCACAAAAUCAGUAGCAGAUGGACAAGGAAAAUUCCGAGAGUACUCAACUGCUAGGGCAUUAUUGCCUCUCCUCUACCCUACCCCCCCACUGUAGCAUACACGCAUGUACACACACACAUCACAGGCAUUGUUCUGUUCUCUUAAAGCCAAACAAGAACAUAGCCUCUUACCUGCUGACUGGGGCGACAUCAGAUAACUACCAUGUUACACAACAGCAUUUGUCUGUAAUGGUCAAAUCUAAAGUGAUUUGCUUAGAGGCUUGCUAAAGCCUCUGCUUGCAGUCCUGCAUUAAUUUCUUGAUCAUGAAGAAUAGCAACAGCUGGGCUGUUCUGUGUAUGAGAGUAUGUUUGCAUGAUUUAGAAUUACAGGGAAGGCGGGGGGGUUAGCAAGGUACAAAAUCCUCUGAACAGUCCUAAUAGAUGCAAGACUGUAAUGUGCUUUGACCCAGACUCUGGGGGAAAGCAACUCUCCAGUGUGUACCAGAAUGAAAUCUUGAUGACUUGCUCAAUCCUUGUGCUGACUCAGAGGUGGACAGGCAAUAUGCCAAAAAAGUAUGAAAGGUGGGAGUCUUGAAAUGCCUCGGACUAGUUUUCGUUUUCAGUUAAAUCAGUGUUAAAACCACAAUACAGUAGGAUUAUCCCAGAUUUACUGGACAAAAAGGUCAUGUGUCACCCUUUCUGGUUUUUUCUUUGAUAAAUCAACAGAGCUUUGUUUUCAUAGUGAAUGUUAAAAAUAAAACCAGUAAAAAAGCAUACUUCAAAAAAGAAGCUUUUUACAAGUACUUCUACCCUAAGAACAGGCUCAUAGAAAGUAAAAACUGAAAGCCAUGAGCCCUCUGCUCAUGCUAGAAAAUGUUUUUUAACCUGCAUUUGUCCUUUUUGUAGAUAUUUAUAAACAUUACUUUGGCUCUGUAUUGAUGACCAUUUAUAAUAAAAUGUCACAUGCUCUUCAGAUUUACUACUUCUCUUUAGAAUGAAGGGGCAGAUAACAAAGUAAACUCAGUGAAAAGAACCUAGAGCUUUUCCUUAGAAGAUUUUUAUUCUAGUCAUAAUGCUGUGUGCUCCGAAUUUCAGUUUUAAAAGUACAGAGGUGGCAUUUACCACCUCUCCGGGCAACCUGUGGCAGUGUUUAGUGGCGUUUGGAACAAGAUUUUAGUUCAGCCUCCCUUUCUAGUGAAGUUUACUUAAGAAACCCUGAGUGAAGUAACCACUUUCAUUAGCCAUCUCAGAAAAAAAAAAAAAACCAAAAAAAAACCCAAACAAACAAAAAAAAACCACCACACACAGAGGGGAAAAAAAAAAAAAACCCAAAACAAAAAACCCAAAAAAACCAAACCCCAACCCCCAAAAUGUGCAAAGGUAAAGUAUAACUUAAUGUGAAGGUCUGGAUCAUCAAGUUCUGUUUGAAGGGUACCUAGGCUGUUACUAUGACACUAUGGAAACAUUUGAAAGACUUUUAGUAUCCAAAAGAUACUUGGUCAAACUAGCAUUGUUGAUCUCACAGCUUUAAUCCAAGUGGACAGAGGUUGGGUGAGCUGUUCAUAUUUGUCAUAUGACUUCAGGUUUUGGCUUUGUCUUGAAUGACCAUAGUUCUGAGAAGGAAGCGUGCUCCUGUUGCUCCAUGAAAUGCACCUUAAGGAUAAACACACCAUACUUGCGUUUUGGAGAGGUGAUUAAAGUAAGCAUGAUCAGAAAUCUAUCCACAACUGGCACAUGCAAUACAUGUACUUGCAUUCUUACAGCAGAAUAUUUUCAAUUGACUAGCAGAGCCAAGUUCCAUCAUAGCUAUAAGAAGAGGAGAAAUACUGGCUUUAUACAUCACAUUCCUUCGUAGUCCCAGAUCAUGGGUGAUUUUCCUGUCAAAUGAAUGUUAAAGACACAGGUAAGUGGUUGGCCAGUUCAGGCCUACUAGCAUAUUACAGACAUUAUUGCCAAUUCACUGGGGGGGGUGGGAGUGUGCGUUACAUCUUUUCUAUGACUUAAUUUGCUGUCACAGGUAUCCAGAAGCUAUUUUAUAGGGUUUUUUUAAAGUCUUCCCACUUCAGAGAGGUGAUGGUAAAGAUAUCUGGUACUUGCCAGCAAACUAAUUGCAGGGGAGUGGAAGACAAUAAGCUGAUUUUAACUGCUCGUGGUUUGCAUGUAGGAAGAUGAGGGAGAUGGUGUUACGACAUAAUUUUAACUUUGACUAUGAGAUUGUAUUAUUAAAUCCAAAUUAAAGUAUGUAA
Messenger RNA from Strigops habroptila (Kakapo), 4329 nucleotides. It is a transcript of the gene SMTNL2, whose product is annotated as smoothelin like 2. Gene Ontology annotation, biological process: positive regulation of vasoconstriction; actin cytoskeleton organization. Gene Ontology annotation, molecular function: protein phosphatase 1 binding; tropomyosin binding. The record is from RefSeq and is a predicted model, not a curated record. The transcript is spliced from 9 exons. The coding region runs from base 242 to 1672 and encodes 476 amino acids. Gene Ontology annotation, cellular component: filamentous actin; I band; microtubule organizing center. NCBI's taxonomy places the organism in Eukaryota, Metazoa, Chordata, Aves, Psittaciformes, Psittacidae.